Molecule: messenger RNA, 2128 nt
Organism: Solea senegalensis (Senegalese sole)
Lineage: Eukaryota; Metazoa; Chordata; Actinopteri; Pleuronectiformes; Soleidae
Gene: dolpp1
Product: dolichyldiphosphatase 1
Exons: 8
Coding region: 44-760 (238 amino acids)
Biological process (GO): protein N-linked glycosylation; lipid biosynthetic process
Cellular component (GO): endoplasmic reticulum membrane; intracellular membrane-bounded organelle
Molecular function (GO): dolichyldiphosphatase activity
Source: RefSeq, a predicted model, not a curated record
UGUGGGGCGUUUCACUCGGACUGCCCGGCUGUGUCCGGGUAAGAUGGCGUUGGAAGAGCAGUGCUCGGCACUACCUCGAUGGCGGUCUAUAUCUCUGACACGCGUAGAAUUCCCCGAGGAUGAUCUUACGGGACAAGUGCUGGCCUACAUCAGUCUCUUGCCUAUAGCAAUCCUUGUGGGUUUUGUUACACUCAUAGUGUUUAAACGGGAGCUGCACACGAUUUCCUUCUUUGGUGGGCUCAUCCUGAAUGAAGGUGUGAACUGGCUGCUGAAGCACAUUCUCAAAGAGCCACGCCCAUGUGCAGGGGCUCACAGAACCCUGCCCUCAGAUUAUGGGAUGCCCUCCAGUCAUUCCCAGCUAAUCUGGUUUUUUGUUGUUUACUUCUUUCUUUUCCUUUAUUUAAGAAUGCAUCAAACGAACAACGCUCGAUGUGUGGACUUGCUGUGGAGACACAUACUGUCCAUCAUCCUGUUGGGCAUGGCCUUAUCAGUCUCAUACAGCAGAGUCUACCUUUUGUAUCACACCUGGGGCCAGGUUUUCUAUGGUGCAGUGGCUGGGUGUACGAUUGGGAUAAUCUGGUUCUUGUUCACACAAGAGGUUCUGACACCAUUAUUCCCCAAAAUAGCUGCGUGGCCAAUAUCAGAGUACUUCCUGGUGCGAGACACAAGCCUGAUUCCUAACAUCCUAUGGUUUGAGUAUACAGUGACAAGAUCAGAGGCAAGGAACAGACAGCGAAAGCUUGGAACAAAACUUCAGUGAUCGGCAGAUCUUUUUGUGAGACUGAGUUUAGGACCAUGCACACACAUAAGCAUACAUGCAUACAUACAUGCUCAAACACAACGCUUACUCGACAAAAACACACUGGAGUACCAUCUUUUGGACUGACACGGUUACAAGAAAUAAAAGGCAAAAAAAACAAAAACGUUUACAGGUGGCGAAAGAGUGCCUGGACCUGGACCAGGACCAGAGUCUUCAGCCUGACCCAGUCCGUCCACACGCCUCUCCUCCUUGUACAGCUUGCUCUAAAUGCUCUUCAGUGCAUGCAAGACUGUGCAAGAGGCAUAAUAUUUAACGAUAGAUUAAUAUAUAGAUUUUAAAUAUAAACGCACGCUGACAGUAACAGUGUACUUUAAGAGAUUCAGUGAGCCAAAAAAAAAGGAGGCUUUGGUCAAAUUUCAAGCAAAAUUGGUGGGCGUCAUUGCAGCAUGUAUUUAGUGAUUCAUUUUUUUUAUUUUUUAAAUAUUCUGAAUAGCUGGUGGGGGGUCUGGUUAUGGUUAGGUUGGGUAUAUGUGGGGGGUUUAGCUAUUUAACAUUGUUAUAUAAUAGAAAAAGAACAAUUUCUAAAAUUGGUUAUGAUGUAAUAUAAAUGAAAAUUUGCACUUUGUGAAAUUUACAAGUAAAGGAAAAAAAAAACACUAGUUAAAUGUUAAGAUCCUCUCCCUGUCUUCCCCUCCUCUGUCUUUGCUUUGUAUCUUUGACUGUCAUUCCUAAUAUAUUAGACUUCAAAGCUGAUCUGCGAGCAGUGUCAAUUUAAUGUACUUCUUCUGUACUGUCGAGCGCCGAGGUGGUUUCCGCUCAAGUCCACGUUGGAGGACGACAAGACUGAAUCACUGCAGCAGGUUUCAGUUUUUUGUUCUUGAACACAUGUUGGAUCGAGGUGGUGUUUUCUUAAAGCCUCACACACAGUAGCAGCCUGGGAACAGACUUCUGGGAAUCCUUUUUUUUGUUUUUGUAUCAUUGUUUUAAUUCUGUUUCUUAUCAUGUUUUCUGAUGUUACCGACAACAGUUUUCUUUAUACCUGCAUUUCCAAAAUAACAUUCCAUAUCAUUUAGUGAGAAAACGUACAUAUUGACUGCUGAGGAGAAGAAUAUUUUUUUUGUUUUUUUUUUGUAUGGUUUUUUUCAAAGAAAGGAAAAAAAAAUGCCUCAGGUCAGUCGUAGCAUGCGAUUAUGCUUAAUUCCUCACAGUUUACGGCAGCUGAUGGUGGAAGCUGUUCAGUGAGGAUCUGAAGCUGAUUUAAAAACUGUCAUAUCAUUAGUUCAACAAAGGGAAGUAGUUCUCUUAGAAUUUCCCCCAUCCAUUGUGUAACCUAUAUCAGGCUGAAUAAAAUUGUGUUUAUGUACAAUA